This is a messenger RNA of Carlito syrichta (Philippine tarsier), 2611 nucleotides long. It is a transcript of the gene COQ8A, whose product is annotated as coenzyme Q8A. The coding region runs from base 14 to 2332 and encodes 772 amino acids. Lineage: Eukaryota; Metazoa; Chordata; Mammalia; Primates; Tarsiidae. Gene Ontology annotation, biological process: ubiquinone biosynthetic process. The record is from RefSeq and is a predicted model, not a curated record. Gene Ontology annotation, molecular function: kinase activity. Gene Ontology annotation, cellular component: extrinsic component of mitochondrial inner membrane. The transcript has 14 exons.
CCAACCCUGAAGGAUGGCUGCCAUUUUGGGGGAUGCUGUCAUGGUGGCCAAAGGCCUUGCCAAGCUGACCCAGGCGGCCGUGGAAACCCACCUGCAGUACCUGGGCAUUGGAGGAGAGCUCAUCGUGGCAGCCAGGGCCCUGCAGUCCACAGCUGUGGAGCAGAUCGGCAUGGUCUUGGGCAGGGUGCAGGGUCAGGAUAAACGUGAAGAGCCUUUUGCUGAGAACUUCGACGACCUGGAAGCAGAGUUACACUUGUCAGACCCACAGGCAGCUGGAACCUCUGCAGACUCCUCUGCAGCCUCCACUCCCGACCAGUUGUCGCCUCCGCCCCUGGGCCAUGUCCACAGCGAGGGCCCGGCUCUUGCCUUUGUGGCCAGUGGACCCUUUAGGGAAGCCGGGCUCCCAGGCCAGGCCGCCUCCCCUCUGGGCCGGGUCAAUGGGAGGCUCUUUGCAAAUCCUAGAGACUCAUUUUCUUCCAUGGGCUUCCAGCAAAGGUUCUUCCACCAGGACCAGUCCUCCAUGGGGGGCCUCACGGCUGAGGACAUCGAGAAAGCCCGGCAGGCCAAGGCUCGCCCUGAGAGCAAGCCACACAAGCAGAUGCUCAGUGAGCAGGCUCGGGAGCGGAAGGUGCCAGUUACACGGAUUGGGCGACUGGCUAACUUUGGAGGUCUGGCUGUGGGUCUGGGCUUUGGGGCACUAGCCGAGGUCGCCAAGAAGAGCCUUCGCUCCGAGGACCCCUCAGGUGAGCUGGGCCUUCAGGUCACCCGCACCGUUGGUGUUUGCCACUGGCCAGCUGGCUGCAGUGGACAGAGGGGAGAGGCAGACAGGUGCCUACUGGCGGUUGCCGUUCUUGACCCUGAGCUCCUGCCCCCGAGAAGGGGACACUUACGCAGCCACUCGGCCCAGCACGGCAAAUGCACACCCAGCCCAGGGGUGCAGAGGACCUUCGUUCUGUACACUGGAUGGGGGGUGCAGGGGAAAGACUUUGCACCUCCUCACCUGGAGCGCUGCCGACUGGGCCCCUCCCUUCCAGUUCUGCCCCCACCACCGGCUGAAGUGCGCUUUCAAGGCGCUCUUUCAGUCUCAGGUCCCCAGGGACUGAUGCAGAGGGGAGAGGCCCUGUUGCCGGAAGUCAGGCUGUGCAAGGUUGGUGGGGUGGCCACUCUGCUUCUUGCCCAUGCGCCUUCCUCCUGCAUGGUGACCCUCUGCCCUCCGAUGACGGUGUCCUGCCUUCCAGAUGACGCGUUCAUCAACCCGCAUCUGGCCAAGAUCUUUGAGCGGGUGAGGCAGAGUGCUGACUUCAUGCCGUUGAAGCAGAUGAUGAAAACCCUCAACAACGACCUGGGCCCCAACUGGCGGGACAAGCUGGAGUACUUUGAGGAGCGCCCCUUUGCAGCUGCUUCCAUCGGGCAGGUGCACCUGGCCCGCAUGAAGGGUGGCCGUGAGGUGGCUAUGAAGAUCCAGUACCCUGGCGUGGCCCAGAGCAUCAACAGUGACGUCAACAACCUCAUGACUGUGCUGAACAUGAGCAACAUGCUUCCGGAAGGCCUGUUCCCUGAGCACCUGAUCGAUGUGCUGAGGCGGGAGCUGGCCCUUGAGUGUGAUUACCAGCGGGAGGCUGCCUGUGCCAAGAGGUUCAGGGAGCUGCUGAAGGACCACCCCUUCUUCUACGUGCCCGAGAUUGUGGACGAGCUCUGCAGCCCACACGUGCUGACCACGGAGCUGGUGUCCGGCUUCCCCCUGGACCAGGCCGAAGGGCUGAGCCAGGAGAUUCGGAAUGAGAUCUGCUACAACAUCCUGGUCCUGUGCCUGAGGGAGCUGUUCGAGUUCCACUUCAUGCAGACAGACCCCAACUGGUCCAACUUCUUUUAUGACCCUCAGCAGCACAAGGUGGCUCUUUUGGACUUUGGGGCCACGCGGGAGUAUGACAGAUCCUUCACUGACCUCUACAUUCAGAUCAUCAGGGCCGCCGCCGACAGGGACCGGGAGACUGUGCGGACAAAAUCCAUAGAGAUGAAGUUCCUCACUGGCUACGAGGUCAAAGUCAUGGAAGAUGCCCACUUGGAUGCCAUCCUCAUCCUGGGAGAGGCCUUCGCCUCAGAUGAGCCCUUUGACUUCGGCACCCAGAGCACCACGGAGAAGAUCCACAACCUGAUUCCCGUCAUGCUGAAGCACCGUCUGGUCCCCCCACCUGAGGAGACCUACUCCCUGCACAGGAAGAUGGGGGGCUCCUUCCUCAUCUGCUCCAAGCUGAAGGCCCGCUUUGCCUGUAAGGCCAUGUUCGAGGAGGCCUAUGGCAACUACUGCCGGAGGCGGGCGGAGCAGCCAUAGCUGCAGCCCCGCCAGGCAGCUUCGCGAACGUGCCGUCCUCCACGCAGGCAGAGCCAGCAGGGAGACAGUCACCGCUGCCUGCAGACUCCUUUGCCCAGAACGAGGGCGGCUGGUUCUGACUGGGGGAGACUGCCUGCGGCCCCUGAGCGGCGCAUCACACUGUUUUCGGCGCUCAGUGGUUACAGGGUGAGACGUGCAAGAAUGAGAACGAAGGCCUGCUGCUGUGGGAACCUGCCUCUUAUGUCCUCGGAUGCAACUCUAGAUAAAGAUAAAAAGGCA